AUGCAGAAAUGGGUUAGUGCUGAGGUUCCGAUCAAAAUCGUGCGAAGAAUUGCUGGAGAACGAGCGGGCGUUUCCUCAGAACGCUUUCUUCAGGGAAAACCGAACCAUGUCACGUGCGCGCCACACCUGCGCGACCUCACACCUGUGCAGCCCGUGGCCGCCCACAGAACCCGGACUCGGAUCCGGACUCGGACUCAGACUCGGGCGGACCUCACACCUGUGCAGCCGGUGGCCGCCCACAGAACCCGGACUCGGACCCGGACUCGGACUCGGACUGGGGCGGACCUCACACCUGUGCAGCCAACGGGCCGCCCACAGAACCCGGACUCGGACCCGCACUUGGACUCGGACUCGGGCGGACCUCACACCUGUGCAGCCGGUGGCCGCCCACAGAACCCGGACUCGGACCCGGACCCGGACUCGGACUCGGACUGGGGCGGACCUCACACCUGUGCAGCCAACGGGCCGCCCACAGAACCCGGACUCGGACCCGCACCUUGGACUCGGACUCGGGUGGAACACGCCUGCCCUUCCCCACCGCGCCCUGAGGCCGUCGGACAGGCAGCCCGAGUGGCGCACCCGCGUCUCGGGGUCAGAAGGGGCUGCUGCUCGCCCCGCCGCCACGCGAAAGGCGGUUCGGGAAGCCGUGAGGGGCGCGAACCGGACCCGAAGCGGGAGGAGUGUCCAGAGGAGGCGGCGGCGGGACGCGAGCUCCUAUUGCCAAAUGAGAGAAGCCUCCAGAGUGCUGCUAAAAGCAAUAAUUUGGAUCUUAUGGAGAAGCUGUUUGAAAAGAAGGUUAACAAUGCUGUGAACAACAUGAACCGCACAGCCCUGCAUUUUGCAGUGGGGGCAGAUCAUUUAUCUGCGGUGGAUUUCUUGCUUAAUCGCAAGGCCAGGGUGGAUGUUGCUGAUAAGCAUGGCUUGACAGUAAUUCACCUUGCAGCCUGGUCUGGAGGCCUCGAGAUCAUGCUCAUGCUGGUUAGAGCUGGAGCAGACCAGAAAGCCACGAAUCGGGAUGGAAUGAAUGCCCUUCACUUCGCAGCUCAGAGCAAUAAUGUGCGCAUUUUGGAGUACCUCAUUCAAGAUCUGCACCUGAAGGACCUGGACCAGCCUGAUGAGAAUGGAGAAACACCCUUCUUCCCAGCUGUUGCAGGAGGUCAUGAAGAAUGCAGCAAAGUGCUGGUGGCAGCAGGAAGUGCUAUCAACAUUCUAAAUAAAUCUCAGCCCCCACUGCUCAAUACCAGUGCUUUGCAGAUAGCAACCCAGAAUGGCCACGCGCUUCUCAGGGAGAACGCUGAUCUGCACCAGAAUGUGACCCCUAAGGCGUCCGCCCUUCAUUUAGCUGUUAUCAACAACCACAGCCUGGUCAACAGCUUAUUAAGUGCACAGCAUGACAUUGACGUCUUAAAUCAGAGGCAGCAGACUCCUUUGCACGUAGCUGCCGACCUUGGAAACGUGGACGUGGUGGAAACCCUGCUGAAGGCAGGCUGUGAUCUGAAGGCUGUGGAUAAGCAAGGGAAGACUGCCUUGGCGGUGGCCUCCCAGAGCAACCACAGCCUUGUUGUGGACAUGCUCAUAAACGCAGAAAGAUACUAUGCCUGGAGAGAGAAGCAUGGUGAGAGCACCAGGGAUGCACCAACCAACUUUCCUCUGACGUUCAAGCAAGAUCACAGCCAGGAGACCAGGCAUAUUCACAGUCUCCUCUGGAACCUGGCUUAUCGUCAGCUGAAGGCCAACGAGUGGCAGAGGCUGGCCCGAGCAUGGAACUUCACAGAUGACCAGAUCAGAGCCAUCGAGGAGCAGUGGUCAGGACAGGACAGCUUCCGUGAACACGGCCACAGGGCUCUGCUCAUCUGGCUGCAUGGGGCCCUGAUGAUGCAGGCCGCGCCGGUCAGGCACCUGUACGAAGAGCUGGUCCGCGCAGGUUUCCAAGAACUAGCUGAAAAGAUACGGCAAUUCAAAAGUGAAACUAACUCAAAGCCCAAGAAAUGUAGUUUCAUAAAUGCCUAG
Molecule: messenger RNA, 2010 nt
Organism: Myotis lucifugus (little brown bat)
Lineage: Eukaryota; Metazoa; Chordata; Mammalia; Chiroptera; Vespertilionidae
Gene: ANKDD1B
Product: ankyrin repeat and death domain containing 1B
Biological process (GO): signal transduction
Molecular function (GO): protein binding
Source: RefSeq, a predicted model, not a curated record